GCUCUGCAGCGUCGUGGCUCAGUGGAAACAGGCCUCAGCGGCAGGAAUGCGUCUCUGAGGCCGGAGAGCAGCAGCUGCUCCUCCGUCAGAGUGACGUCGCUGCUCCCCCGCUGUAGACCAGCUCGGACUAACUUUCCUAUGAGGGGAACAAAGUGCGGACCCUGAAGGACUCUCUGAGACCUGGACCCUCGGAAUGUUUGGACUCUUACUCCUCGACCCUUCACCCCGCAGUCGAAAUGUUCUCCCCGUGUCUCCGUGUCUGCGCCUCCGUGUCUCCAGUGCUGCUGCUGCUUUCUGUGGUCCUGUCGAGGAGCUGCGUGUGUGGGACCGAGGGGAGCGACCAGGUCCUGGAUCAGACUCAGCUCGUGGAGUUUAACAAAAAGGGUCUGUUCAUCCUGGAGAGCGAGCCUCUGAAGCGCUGCGUCACAGCGGACCGCUCCAACCUGGUCCUGGAGGACUGCGAGCGGCCCACGCGGAGCAUGCUGUGGAAGUGGGUCUCUCGACAUCGCCUCUUCAACCUGGGCACCAGCAUGUGUCUGGGCCUCAACGUGUCGGACACCACGCAGCCCCUCAGCAUGUUUGAGUGCGACCUCAGCCUCCCUGUGCUGUGGUGGCGCUGCAACAAGAACAUGCUGUACGGGCCGUCGCAGUGGAAGCUGGCGGUGGCCGGACGCUUAGUGGUGGUGAAGAAAAACUCGUAUCACCUGUGGAAGAGGCACAACACGCCUAAAGAGGGGCCCUGCUCACACCCGUAUGAAGAGAUCCACACUCUGCUGGGGAACGCUCAGGGCAUGCCGUGUGCCCUGCCCUUCAAAUACAACAACAAGUGGUACUAUGAGUGCACCACCGAGGGCCGAGAAGACAACCUCCCCUGGUGUGCUACGACCACCCGCUACGAUGAGGCGGAGAGAUGGGGCUUCUGUCCUGUUAAAGAUGUGAGCUGUGAGCAGUUCUGGGAGUCGAACCAGGAGCUGCAGGCGUGUUACCAGUUCAACCUGUACACCAUCCUGACCUGGAGUCAGGCUCUGUCCACCUGCCAGGCUCAGGGAGGAAACCUGCUCAGCAUCACCAGCCUGGCCGAGCAAAGGUACAUCGGAGAUCGUCUGGCAGGAGUUGGAGCGAGGGUCUGGAUCGGGCUGAACCAUCUGAAAGACGGGCGGGGGUGGCAGUGGUCUGAUGGAGCACCUUUAUCUUUGGUUAAUUUCACCACAGCUCUCCCUGCCAGCCCCCUGCAGGACAACAAACAGUGUGGAGUUUAUAACUCGGCGUUUGAGGGUCAGUGGCAGAGUCUGUCCUGUGAGUCUGCUAUGCCUUACAUCUGCAAGAAGACGCCCAACAACACGCGCAGAGUGGAGCCGAUUGAGAGCUGGCAGUACAUCCAGACAGAGUGUGCUGAUGGCUGGUGGCCUCAUAACGGUUUCUGCUACCGACUGCUGACCGAGACAGAAGCAGGAAGCUGGGAAGAGUCUGCAAGAGCCUGUGCAUCUCUGGAGGCCAAUCUGACCAGUGUCCACUCCCUGUCUGAGGUGGAACUGCUGAUCAACCUCCUGUCCAACUAUUCUGGGGACAGCACGGAGGUGUGGAUCGGUCUUUGGAAACAGUCGGCGUCACCGACAGUUGAGUGGUCUGACGGCUCCGCAGUGACUCUCACUCAGUGGCAUCAGUAUCACCCUCCACACAACCUGACAGACACAACGCUGUGUGCUAAAGCAGAUAAGAAGGAGGGGAACUGGCUUCUGGCGUCAUGUGAGGAGCGACUGCCUGCCGUGUGUCGGAGAGAGAGUCCCAGUCCUGUUCUGGACCCGGGGACCUGGGAUGAAGGAUGUCCUGAGGGCUGGAAGCGACACGCUCACUCCUGCUACAUGGUGACGACCCACAAGCAGACCUUCUACGAUGCACUGGAUUCAUAUUACUGCGACGCUCCUCUCCUCACUGUGGAGAACAGGUUCGAGCAGGCGUUCGUCAACAGUCUGCUGAGCGCCAGAGGAGCUGACAGCAGCAGGUCUUACUGGAUCCGCCUGACGGAUCACGGGAAGGAUGGAGAGUACGGAUGGACUCCUCACAAAGGCUCCUCGACUCCUCUCACCUUCACCAACUGGAACAAACACCAACCAGUCAGCGGUGAAGGCUGUGUCGUGAUGUCAGGCGGUCCAGCUCUGGGUCAGUGGGAGGUGAAGGACUGUAACUCCCAUAAAGCUCUGUCCGUGUGUAAGCAGAACAUCAGCAGCUUCCACGGAGUCACACUAAUUGAGCAUCACACCGACGCCUUCGCCCCCUGUCCUCCGGGGUGGGAGUCACACUCCGGGCUGUUCCACUGUUUUAAGGUGUUCCACGAUGAGAAGGUCCUGAUGAAGCGCUCCUGGGUGGAGGCGGACUUCUUCUGUCGGGCCCUCGGGGCUCAGCUGGCCAGCUUCCGCUUCUAUGAGGAGCAGGUGUUUGUUAAGGAGCUCCUCAGCACCAUGUUUGAAGGCACAGAGGUCCGCUGGUUCUGGGUCGGUUUAAACAAGAGAGACCCUGAAGACCCCGGAGCCUGGGAGUGGUCUGAUGGAUCUCCUGUGGUGACGUCGUUCAUCGAGGAUAAGAACGAAGAGGACGACCGGAGAGACUGCGCCAUGUACAGCGACCUGACCAACGCUCUCAUGCCGCAGCCCUGCGACAACAAACACGAGUGGAUCUGCAAGCUGGCCAGAGAUGAAGAGCUGAUAAAACCUUACUGGUACACUGAGCAGAGCGAGCCCUGGGUGUUUUACCGUGGAGCUGAGUACCUGCUGGCCAAGCAGCCGUUCAGCUGGGAGGCCGUCUCUCUGGCCUGUCAGAUGAUGGGAGCGUACCUGCUGUCGGUUCACUCCAGAGAGGAGCUGCACUUCAUUAAGGAGCGCCUGAAACGGCUCUCACACGGCCCGACUGAUUGGUGGAUUGGUCUGUCCAUCCCGCAUUCCGGAGAGGAGGUCAGGUGGAGAGACCAGACAGACUUAGACUUUCAGAACUGGGCAGAAGGCGACCCGAGGAAGAACGGGAUGUGUGUCACCAUGUCUUCUUCAACAGGAAAGUGGACUACGAGUAAAUGCAGCGACCUGCACGGCUAUGUGUGCAAGAGAAGGACCGUCUCUGUGGUGGAGACGCCCAGAGAGCCGCACUACAUCGGAGGCUGUCCGGAGAAGUGGCUCUACUUCGGACACAAGUGUCUCCUGCUUCACCUCGUGGAUGACCCAAAGGAGGGAAAGAGUUGGAAAGACGCUCAGUCCAUCUGCUCUUCGUUCGAAGGCUCGCUGGUCGCCAUCGAGGACGAGAUAGAACAAGCCUACAUCACCAUGCUGCUGCAGGGCAGCUCCGUGGGCGUGUGGAUCGGUCUGGGGGACUACGACACCAUGAAAUGGACCAAUGGGAGACCAGUGAGCUACACCAACUGGUCUCCGAUUGAGCCGAAGAGCUACAUCAAUGAGGACGAGUGGGUCAGCGGCUUCGUUGGUGAGAGACUUUGUACCGUUCUGUCCAACAACCACAACUUCCACCUGACGGGGAAGUGGUACGAUGAGCGGUGCAGCGAGAGAUCGUAUGGAUUCGUGUGUCAGAAACCUCAGGAUACCUCCAAACGCCCCGCCCACCCCUCCCAACUCCCUGUCCAUGAUAACAUAGAGUACAGGAGCCGCAGCUACAAGGUUGUGUCUGGGAACAUGAGCUGGUACGACGCCAUGCACAAGUGCAUUGAGAACGACUCUGACCUCGUGAGCAUCACAGACGCUUACCACCAGGCCUUCCUCACCGUCCUCGUCAACAGACUGACGGUCCCCCACUGGAUCGGACUGUACAGUCAGGACGGAGGCAUUAACUAUCAGUGGACGGAUGGCAGCGACACCGUGUACACACACUGGGACGCGGCCGAUGACGACUUUGUGACCGGGGAGUGUGUAUACAUGGACGUGACUGGAGGAUGGAGGAGAGCUGACUGUGAUGCUCCGCUGCCGGGAGCUGUGUGUCACAUCCCUCCACCAAGCAGUAAACCGUUUGUGUCGUACGAGCUUGUGUGUCCGUCCAUGUGGGUGAAAUUCGGACACGGCUGUUACACAUUUGAGCCGGUGAUACAGAAACUGACGUUUGAAGAGGCGAGAGAGCACUGCAGACAAAGAGUCAACACCUCAGACGUCCUGACCGUGGAGAGCGAGACAGAGAGCCGGUUCAUUCUGGAGCAGCUGUGGACCUCAGGAUACCUCCACCAGUCUGUGUGGUUAGGGAUGUACCUCAACAUCGACACUGACUCUCUGUCCUGGGUGGACGGUUCCCCAAUGGACUACACCAACUGGCCCACCAAACCUCCAGACUCCAAGAUGCUGACUGCAGACGCCUGCUUCACGACCCGGGUGGUCGAUGGUUUGUGGCACCUGGCCCUGUGCCAUGAGCGGCUGGGCUUUGUCUGCAAAACCGUGUCCGAGGAGAUCCCGGAGGUGGAAGUGGAGCCGCUGAACACUCUUCAUCAUGGUAUCGUCCCGGCCGCCGUGCUGGUGGCCGUGCUGAUCUUUGCCCUGCUGGCAGGAGCGAUGUGGUUCAUGUACAAGAGGAGCGCGUCACGUUUUCGAGGGCUUCCUACUCUGGGUAACGCUUACUACAGACAAACCAGCUCGCAGGCCACGGAGUCGGACGGGAACGUGCUGAUCACAGACCUGGAGGCGAGCUCAGGAGAAUAACGCUCAGUGUCUGAGCGUCUUUGUACAGGUUUCUCUCCGUUUGAACGUCAGGUACGAGCGCCACGCGACACUGAAGAAGCUGUGAUGCUGACUCCUCAGGACCGCGGAGAGACGAUGAAGGCGAACAGUUUCUGUCUCUAACAGGAGAAGGAGUUUGAAGGAUUUUCUCUCUGCAGUUAAUAUUCAUUUCACAACUUCAACACGACAGAUGUUUGUACAGAUGUUUUUGUGCGACACUGAAGAGUUCACGUUUCAGUUUCUAGACUUAUAAAGAGCACAAAACAAGAGAGAGUUCAAGAAGGAGAGAUGCUUUAACUUUGUAACGAGAGGUACAUGAAGCUGGAUGUUUGUUGUUAUCUUGUGGUACGGUGAUGUAGUCAUAAUAAUAAUUGGUCAGUCGUUCUUUAGGACAUUAUUCGGGUUGACUCAGUUUGUAAAAGUGAAAGAAAAUCUUCGUUCCUCAGAGACAACGAACAGAUUUAAAGAGCAGGAGUUACGGAUCUAUCUCCUGAGGCAUUUUGUACAUUCAGAUUCCAGAGGCUGUGCAAGCUCUCUGCGGCCGCCUCAUCAGUAUUACUUUUAUAUUGUUAUUUUAUUUUUUUAAGCAUACAUGCUGUAAAUUGAUACCAGAGGGUUUUUUUUUCCUGUAUGUUUAUAACUAACAGAACAUGUGAAAGGCUGUAACUGAGGAUUAUUUUGUCUGCUGAUGCAUAUUGUUAGAUGUUUUUUGCACAAUUGUCCUUGUUUUAAUAAAUCAGAGUUAAGCCUUAAAA
This is a messenger RNA of Notolabrus celidotus (New Zealand spotty), 5455 nucleotides long. It is a transcript of the gene pla2r1, whose product is annotated as phospholipase A2 receptor 1. The record is from RefSeq and is a predicted model, not a curated record. The coding region runs from base 237 to 4682 and encodes 1481 amino acids. The transcript is spliced from 30 exons. NCBI's taxonomy places the organism in Eukaryota, Metazoa, Chordata, Actinopteri, Labriformes, Labridae. Gene Ontology annotation, molecular function: signaling receptor activity.